AUGAUGCCACUGUCGACUCCUUUGGCGAGUUUACCGCCCGACCACAGUGAUUUUAAUGCUUACGAGACAUUGGAGACCAACUCUGACGCUUACGGGACAUUUAAUGGACGCGUAAUGCCCGAUACUGAUGAGAAAUCCCACGUUUUCAUCAGAUUCUGGCGCUCACUGGGCUUUGCAGCGCUUUUGGUUGUGUUAACAAGCUACAUGCUUUUCCAGAGCUACAAUGAUCCAGUUAAUGGUAAAGUACUAGACGUUACAAGGUUGAAGAGUCCUCAAGUGGUAUCUGGAGUGGCCCACAAGAGUACAAACGACGUGGUAGAUCAUAUGACGACGCUCAGUCAGACGAAUGAGAGUGAUGGAUUUUCCAAGUUUGAAAGAACGUUCUUAAAAAAUGUCAAUACGAUGAAAAUUCGGAAAUUUCAUGGCACUUAUGCCAGUGUGCCUCAUCCAGCAGGUAGUUCUCAGGACUAUCAGACGGCGUUAUUUACUGCAAAGCAAUUGGAGUCAUUUGGAAUCAAAACAGAGAUUAUGGAGUAUUAUCCGCUGCUUUCUUUGCCGAUUCACCGCCAUUUGAGUAUUCUGUCGCCGUCUACAGCGGUGAGGACGUUGAAUUUGACGGAAGCUUCUAUUCCCGGGGACGCAUGCACGAGCAAUAAAGAUGCACUGCCUCCGUAUCUUGGAUACUCUGACUCGGGCAAUGUCACGGCAUCUGUAGUGUAUGUGAAUUAUGCCAGACCUGUGGACUUUCAGUGGUUGAAAGACAAUAAUGUGACGUUGGAGGGCAAGAUUGCGUUGGUGCGGUAUGGAAGCAACUUUCGUGGAUUAAAGGUGAUGCUGGCGGAGCAACAUCGGAUGGCUGGUGUUUUGAUUUACUCGGAUCCAUUAGAUGAUGGGUACGCACAGGGGCCGGUGUAUCCGGAAGGUCCGUGGCGACCGGAGGGAUCGUUCCAACGUGGAUCGUUGCAAUACAACUCCAUUUAUGGUGGCGACCCACUUACCCCAGGCUACCCAUCUCUACCUGGCGAGCCUUACUUGAGCAAGAAAGAGUGUAAAACGAUUCCACAUAUUCCGGCGCUUCCUCUUUCGUACGGUCAGGCUCGGUAUAUUCUCGAGUCGCUGGGUGGUAAGAAGGUGCCUGAGACUUGGCAAGGCGCUCUCAAACUUGAUAAUGGCGCUUACUUUGUGGGUGAUGAUGAAGCUACGGUCCUAAAUAUGGAUGUGGCAAUGGACAAUAGUAUUGGACCUAUCUGGGACGUCAUCGGUACUAUUGAAGGCACAAAGGAGCCCGACCAGAUGGUUCUGAUUGGCAAUCAUCGCGAUGCGUGGGUAUGCGGAGCUGUGGACCCAUCUAGUGGGUCAGCUGUCAUGCUGGAGAUAGCUCGUGGGCUGGGUGACUUGCUGAAAGAUGGCUGGAAGCCCCGUCGCACCCUUGUCAUCGCUUCUUGGGAUGGCGAGGAAUUGGGCUUGCUUGGUAGCACCGAGUUUGCAGAGGACCAUGCUGAGCUGUUGAAGAAGCAGGGUGUAGCGUAUAUCAAUGUAGACAAUGUGGUUGGCCCCUUCGUGAGCUCAGGAGGUACACCAUCGAUAGCAAAGUUCCUGCAGGAAACAGCCCAGCUCAUUCCAGGCAACCCAUUUUAUGGCGUUGAUGUGCAAGAUAGCUUGUACGAGCAAUGGGUGAGCCAGACUGCUAUUCGACGGUCAAGCCUUGCAGCUGGCGCCGAUGAUGGCACUCUAGCUCCGGACCACCUCAUUCAGUUUUUAGGCUCCGGCACAGAUUUUACGGCCUUCUAUCAGCACCUCGGUAUUAUCUCGGCCAAUCUGGGCUACACUGUCGGUAGUGCGAUGUAUGGCACGUAUCACAGCACCAUGGACAGCAUUUCGUACGUGGAAACUGUGGGUGACCCACACUACGCAACGCAGACUACGAUGGCGAAGUGGUGGGGGCUCAUUACGCUACGCUUGGUGGACAACGUUAUCGUACCGUUCGAUUUUUCUACUUACGGGCUUGUAAUGCAAGAAGGCCUUGCCGGCUACGAGAAUAUAACGGCAGCUAUGGGACGCACUAUUGACUACUCUGCACUUCACGAAGCGAUUGAAACGUUCAGCAGCAAUGCUAAGGUCUUUCAAGCGCAUGUUAGUGAGUGUACCCAGAAGGAUACCAUGAAGCAAGAGAGCUGCAAGUCGGAGGCGGAACGUCACUUCUGGAAUGAAAAACUUGUGAGUCUCGAGCGCUUUCUGAUCUCGGACACUGGUCUUCCUCACCGACCGUGGUUCAAGCACAUGAUCUUUGGGCCGGGCUUCUACGAGGGCUACAAGGGAGUUGCAUUCCCGGGAAUCUCGGACAGCAUCGUGUUCGAGGAUGAUAACGCUGCAAUUCAAGCCCAUGUGAACGAUGUCACCGCAGUCAUCAAUAUAGCGGCGGCGUAUCUUACAUUCGCGUAG
Messenger RNA from Peronospora farinosa, 2442 nucleotides. The record is from the annotation of a GenBank genome assembly. Lineage: Eukaryota; Oomycota; Peronosporomycetes; Peronosporales; Peronosporaceae.